Messenger RNA from Tilletiaria anomala UBC 951, 637 nucleotides. RefSeq lists its product as uncharacterized. The transcript has a single exon. The annotation marks the transcript as partial. The record is from RefSeq and is a predicted model, not a curated record. Lineage: Eukaryota; Fungi; Basidiomycota; Exobasidiomycetes; Georgefischeriales; Tilletiariaceae.
AACAUUAACCCAGCGCCAAUUCGGCAAUAGACUCAUCCGACGCAGGUCAGCGCGCGGUCAAAACAUACGGCAUAUUUAGCCCCGGAAUUAGCAUGUCCAUUUUUUUUAGCGCCGCAAUACUUUGAGUAGUUGAUAAACCAUUUGGCGAGUGUCGAGUUCGAGCAAGGACAGUGUUCAGUGAACGGUAUGUCUCUGUCCCUUUUCGCCUGCAAGGGCGGAAUACCGCACACAGUCGGACACCUUGAUCAUGGUCAACUGCUACGCUUGUCCCACCCGAAGAUACGUGCACCAUGCAGCAGAUUCCGUCGGCGCUUGCAAUAUGCAUUAUGGCCUCGUCCUACCUCCCUAGGCUUUUAGGAGCAUCGGCUCAGGCAAUUGCGCACGCCGCCAAUCAUUCACGAGAUGGCGAUCUCCUUGGACACGAAGGCACCGCUGUCGUUAUUCUCAAUGUCGGCCCGUGGCAAAUUCCAGUGGAAACUGUUCGGAAGGCUGCGCAUUACUGGAAGCAGUUGAAUCUUGUCCGUGUUGCUUGGCGUUCGGGCUUGGAGUGGCGCAGUCAAGAAUGUGGGAAGAACAAAAUUGUCGCCUGGUGGGCAUCCGCGAACUGCGAUAAGCUAUGUAAUAAAUGCAAAAUGGA